AUGCAGAACAUGCGAAGCCUGCUGAGUUAUCCUGUGUAUCCAGACAACUGCACAAAGUUCAACGACAACAACGUCGUCACCCUCAGCCAGGCGAACCAGUCGGUAACGCUCAAAUGUGACAGCGGCACCUCCUUCGCGCCAGUAAAUUUUGAGAACGCUUUCGAAGAAGGCGAUUGCAACAACGAACGCACUUUGGCCAGUCUGCAACUUACGGGAUCCACUCUGGUCCAAGGGCCAUCGUCUGAUGGGAAGACUCCUGCAUACACAUUGACAGUCGCGAAGUUGCCUCAAGACGGGCCCAUCAAGCUCUGCUACAGGUGCAACCAGGCACAACUGGAUCUUAUGAGGCGUGAGGCAGAACCUGCAUGCAUUAUGCGAAUCACUGUUGAGGCUGACCAACGCGUCGAUCCCGAACUACCCAACAGUGAUGAAGCUCCUCCUUCCGAGGAUUCCGGGAGUACGCAUACUUCAACGAGCCAAACACCAACGAGCGGCGCUGUAGAGGAGAAGCCCAGUCUCGGUUCAGCCAUUUUGUCAGCGUGCUUUCUGAGUCAUUUCGCUUUGCGUGUAGUUUAG
Molecule: messenger RNA, 576 nt
Organism: Besnoitia besnoiti
Lineage: Eukaryota; Apicomplexa; Conoidasida; Eucoccidiorida; Sarcocystidae
Product: SAG-related sequence
Exons: 1
Coding region: 1-576 (191 amino acids)
Cellular component (GO): membrane
Source: RefSeq, a predicted model, not a curated record